AUGAAGGCCACUUUUGCUCGAGCGCAGAAAAUUCGCGGGAACCUCGCAGCCGUGGGCCAGCCAAAGGUGCCAGUGCCGAUACCUAUAGGACCAAGCGACAAGCGGAGCUUUAUUUGGGUCGCUUCGCGUGAUGCUGAGAUCUAUCCUUUGGUGCUCUGUGUGGGUCUUGGCGUAUCGGUUGCCAUCUUUAGCGGUGUUCGCCACCUGACAUCCGAUCCCGACGUCAAUUUCAGCCGUGAACGACGUGAGACGCCAGCGUGGGAGCGCUACGAGCCUGAAGAAGGGAAGGCGUUUUCGCGGAACCACCACAACUUCGCCAAUCUCCAGCCGAAUCCGAUCAACACGUUCACUGAGUCAGCUACACACUAUGAUGGGACUGAUGAGGCCGUGCCGGAACAUCGAUAG
Peronospora matthiolae is the source of this 405-nucleotide messenger RNA. NCBI's taxonomy places the organism in Eukaryota, Oomycota, Peronosporomycetes, Peronosporales, Peronosporaceae. The record is from the annotation of a GenBank genome assembly.